AUGGUCGCGGCUGCCCUCCCCGUCAGCCGCCCUCGCCGCCGCGGUGCGCUGGCUGCAGGAAGCCGCCGCGCCGCCGCUUUUGUUGUCAGGGACCCCGCGAGGAGCGCCGCUCGCCGGCCGCCGCCACCCUCUCGCUGCAGCCCGCUCUGCGCUGCGAGGCCCGGGGCCCGGGCGCCCCGCCCGCUCGGCCCAUGAGGGGGCCCCGCGACCACCGCUGCUUCCAGCCUGGGGCGGCGCGGCGCUGAGGCGACGGUGGCGGCGCUGCCCCCUCUGCGGGAAGCGGGCGGCCUCGGCCCCCUCCUCGAGGACACCAUGGAGGUGAAUGCGGGAGGUGUGAUUGCCUAUAUCAGUUCUUCCAGCUCAGCCUCAAGCCCUGCCUCUUGCCACAGUGAGGGUUCUGAGAAUAGCUUCCAGUCCUCUUCCUCUUCUGUUCCAUCUUCUCCAAAUAGCUCUAAUUCUGAUACCAAUGGUAAUCCCAAGAAUGGUGACCUCUCCAAUAUUGAAGGCAUCCUGAAGAAUGAUCGAAUAGAUUGUUCUGUGAAAACAAGCAAAUCCAGUGCACCUGGGAUGACAAAAAGUCAUAGUGGUGUGACAAAAUUUAGUGGCAUGGUUCUACUGUGUAAAGUCUGUGGGGAUGUGGCAUCAGGAUUCCACUAUGGAGUUCAUGCUUGUGAAGGCUGUAAGGGUUUCUUUCGGAGAAGUAUUCAACAAAACAUCCAGUACAAGAAGUGCCUGAAGAAUGAAAACUGUUCUAUAAUGAGAAUGAAUAGGAACAGAUGUCAGCAAUGUCGCUUCAAAAAGUGUCUCUCUGUUGGAAUGUCAAGAGAUGCUGUUCGGUUUGGUCGUAUUCCUAAGCGUGAAAAACAGAGGAUGCUAAUUGAAAUGCAAAGUGCGAUGAAGACCAUGAUGAACAGCCAGUUCAGUGGUCACUUGCAAAAUGACACAUUGGUAGAACAUCAUGAACAGACAGCCGUUUGUCCAAUGAGUAAGUCUCCAUAUGUGGAUCCUCAUAAAUCGGGGCAUGAAAUCUGGGAAGAGUUUUCGAUGAGCUUCACUCCAGCAGUGAAAGAAGUGGUGGAAUUUGCAAAGCGUAUUCCUGGUUUCAGAGAUCUCUCUCAGCAUGACCAGGUCAACCUUUUAAAGGCUGGGACUUUUGAGGUUUUAAUGGUACGGUUUGCAUCAUUAUUUGAUGCAAAGGAACGUACUGUCACCUUUUUAAGUGGAAAGAAAUACAGCGUGGAUGAUUUACACUCAAUGGGAGCAGGGGAUCUGCUAAACUCUAUGUUUGAAUUUAGUGAGAAGCUGAAUGCCCUCCAGCUUAGUGAUGAAGAGAUGAGUUUGUUUACAGCCGUUGUCCUGGUAUCUGCAGGUAAGCAAGCUGAUUCAGAAUUGUGCCACACCAGCGUAUAGUGAUCAACUGGGGAGAAAGUGGCAGUUAACUAGGUUCCAGAAAGUUACAUAAAGGGAAUAAGGCCUUAAGGAAGAUGCUAAAUUGUAUGAUCCUGCUAUUUUUGUGUAACUAAUUUUUUCAUUAUGACAAUACAUGUCAAAGUGCUACAGGAAUAAAAUAAUGCUUACAUCUGGGCCUUGCAUUUACCUCUGUUAGUCUUUAGCUUUUUGUUCAUAAUUACUUUUGUGAGUCUAAAUCUUUAUUUCUUGGAUUUUUUAGAACAUUGUGUAUCUCUGGGUAGGUAGUUCUAAUAUGACUUUCAUUUUUUAUUCAAAUAAAAUGUGGCUUACUUGAAAACAUUCAAAGUAUCAAGGUAUUAGUAUGGUUUGUUGCAGAGAAAUAUGAAUUAGUUAUAAACUUUAGUCCAGCUCUGCCAUUGAAUUUUUUGUGUAGCUUGUGUGAAAAGUAACUUUGCUCUUUCGAGUCUUGGAUUCCUUCCUCGUCCUGUCAAAGGAAGGGGUUGUACCCUGUGAACCCAGUGUGGUGUCUGGUAUGGAAGAGCUACUCAGUCACUGUUUGACUGAGUGAGCAAGAUUUUUGAGUUUUUAGUGUUUAUAUGAGUCAUUUAUGAUGUUUCCCAGUUUCCCUGCCGUCUCACGUUUAGUUAUUUCUGACAUAAAGUGUUUCAAUUCAGACAGUAUCUAUUAAGGCAGAGAUUGUUACUCUCAGUAACAAAUUGGAAAUUGAGACACUUUCCUGCGGACAUCUAAGUGCCAGCUGUUUUUAGAUAUCAUUUUAUAACAUAUGUUGGGAGUUUUUUAGUAUUUGGUUAUGACUUUCUCAUUUGCUUCCUACUGUGUAAAGGGCACUGAGGCAUUGUGAGAGUUAUAAGAUACGGCCUCUGAUGAUGUGGCUAAACUAUAAAUUAGUAGCUCUUUAAAGAGAACAAGUUCUUUGUAUAAUUUUAAUUACCUGUACCUCAGUGGAGCAAAUAAAGACAUGCCAUUUGGAAGCAUAAUUUGGCUACCUUUUCUGACUAGCUGUACCUGGGUAACUAAAAAUGCAUUUAUAUCACACCUGUAAUUCCAGCACUUGGGGAAG
Messenger RNA from Cebus imitator (Panamanian white-faced capuchin), 2491 nucleotides. RefSeq names its product nuclear receptor subfamily 1 group D member 2 (gene NR1D2). Gene Ontology annotation, molecular function: nuclear receptor activity; RNA polymerase II cis-regulatory region sequence-specific DNA binding; zinc ion binding. Gene Ontology annotation, biological process: hormone-mediated signaling pathway; cell differentiation; positive regulation of transcription by RNA polymerase II. The record is from RefSeq and is a predicted model, not a curated record. Bases 313 to 1410 code for a protein of 365 amino acids. Lineage: Eukaryota; Metazoa; Chordata; Mammalia; Primates; Cebidae. The transcript has 7 exons.